Molecule: messenger RNA, 1086 nt
Organism: Rubroshorea leprosula
Lineage: Eukaryota; Viridiplantae; Streptophyta; Magnoliopsida; Malvales; Dipterocarpaceae
Source: the annotation of a GenBank genome assembly
AUAUAUUAGUCUCUGCCAAAGCUUCUUCUUCCAUCUUCACCUUCGCGACCACAAUAGAAGAUGAGCGAGAACGAGAGCAAAAGACAGACGCGGUCAUCAUUGCCGAGGAUGUGACCCAGAUCCAGAAAAAGGUCUAAGAGGGGCUAUUGAUAAAGCUGAAGAAAUUGUCGUCAGUAUGCCAAAACCAAAUGCUUACAGUUUGAUAACGUUACCUAGAUAGUGUGAAGGAACUGCAGAUACACUUGAAACUACGGGACCAGAAAUGUGGGGGGACUCUUUGAAUGGUGUAGACCUGUUUGCUGCUGCAAUUGGAACUGGUUGGAUUGUUACAGGAACUAGGCAUUACUUUAAAAUGAUGAACAUCAUCAUUCGGGUCUAUUUGGUUUUAAAAUUUACUGGUUUACAAUGUCCAUUUAACAUCAAUAGUUUCACUACUCAAUAUGAUCUAGACCCUUGUUCCUGCAAGAUAUCAGUAUAUAAUAUAAGGAAAGUUUUGAGCUGAUAAUAGUGUUAUACAUUUGAAAUUUGUUUGCUUAAUCGGAUACAUUCAUUCUUAGAUUUUAUAGGUACCAAUAUACAAAGUCAAAGUAUUAGUAUUAGUUUCUCUUUUGAUGCAUCCCCUUGAAAUCUGUUAACCCUUUGAACAACUUGUGUUACUUGGAUCGUUGGUGAGGAACCUGCAGAGGGAAGUGUAAUCUCUGGGGACAAUCCAGAUGAAAAGCUUUCUAUUCGGUUACAUAAGCAUAAAUGAAAUUUUUGUGCUCUUUUUUUGCCUUCUUUUCUUUUAGCAUGAAGAUUUUGGUGCAGGUUAUGGGCAAAGCAAUCUCGGAUGUUAAGUUGCUUGAUGAGGUUUCCAAGGUUACCACUGAUGAAGCUAUUGAAUUGUCUAGGAGAGUAGUGUUGGAGGAAGGUCUGCAGGUAAUAUGCAAAUAUAUUUCUAUAUGAACAUCUACUGCCAUUCUUCAUUUUAUUUUUUCAUAGAGCAUAGGUUGUUUUUGUUUUUGAUUAUUAUGAAUGGCUGAAUUUUAGUUACCAUGAGUGGCUGACUUAUCAUUAUUUUUGGCUAAGGGUGCAGAAUUGCCUGAA